Messenger RNA from Xenopus laevis (African clawed frog), 1068 nucleotides. Its product is annotated as putative nuclease HARBI1. The transcript has 3 exons. NCBI's taxonomy places the organism in Eukaryota, Metazoa, Chordata, Amphibia, Anura, Pipidae. The record is from RefSeq and is a predicted model, not a curated record. The coding region runs from base 1 to 1068 and encodes 355 amino acids.
AUGUCACUCACUCCACAGCUGCAGAUUUUAUUAGCUUUUCAGCAACAUUCUAAUGAGGAAAAGGAACAAAAUGUGAUUCGCAGACCCAGACUAUUUAACAAAAGAACCAUUUUGGACAACUUAACAAAUGAGGAAAUCAAACUACGCUACCGGUUUGGAAGAGCUGCCAUUCUAGAUUUACAUUCAAAGUUGAAACCAUACUUAGAUCCACAAACGAAACGCAACCAUGCAAUUUCUGGAAUUGGGAAGCUUUUAGCUACUUUACAUUUUCUGGCCUCUGGAUCAUUCCAGACAACUGUCUCUGCAGUAUCAGGUUGUAGCCAGCCUACUUUUUCCAAAAUUUUAAACCAAGUAUUAGCAGGGAUAACUAGUUUGGCACCACAGCUUCUUCACUACAACAUGAGCACCAAUAACUUAUGUCGAAUUAAGGAAGACUUUUAUGCAAUGGCUCAUAUGCCAAAUGUUAUUGGGGCUAUAGACUGCACACACAUUGCAUUGAUACCACCUUCUGAUAAAGAAAGACUAUAUUAUAAUCGGAAAGGCUUUCACUCUGUUAAUGUGCAGGUGGUUUGUGAUGCACAUACCAAAAUUCUUGAUGUAGUUGCCAAAUAUCCAGGUUCAAGCCAUGAUUCUUUCAUAUUUAGAAACUCACACUUACACGACAGACUUUGUCAAGGAGAAGCACAAGAAGGAUGGUUACUUGGGGACAAUGGUUAUCAAAUAAAACCAUGGCUUAUAACACCACUGUUAAAUGCAGAGACGCAAGCAGAACAACGCUUUAAUAAAAGCCACAAAACAACAAGAUGCAUAAUAGAGAGAACAUUUGGGAUUUUAAAAAGCAGAUUCCGUUGUCUUGACAAAACUGGCGGUGCACUGUUUUAUCGGCCUGAAAAAGUGUGUCUAAUCAUCUUUUGCUGCUGUAUAUUACAUAAUUUUGCCCUUGUACAUAAUGAGAAUAUUGACGGUUUAGAGGAUCUCAGUCAAGUGGAAGACAUAGAUCAGUUCCAUCCUGAAGAUACUCCUGAAGGUGUGCUAGUACGUCAACAGAUUAUAGACAAUUUUUUUUAA